This is a messenger RNA of Ophidiomyces ophidiicola, 1437 nucleotides long. Its product is annotated as mannosyltransferase. Bases 1 to 1437 code for a protein of 478 amino acids. Lineage: Eukaryota; Fungi; Ascomycota; Eurotiomycetes; Onygenales; Onygenaceae. Gene Ontology annotation, molecular function: alpha-1,2-mannosyltransferase activity. Gene Ontology annotation, biological process: mannan biosynthetic process. Gene Ontology annotation, cellular component: Golgi apparatus. The transcript has a single exon. The record is from RefSeq and is a predicted model, not a curated record.
AUGGGCCAGAGCCCGCGGUUCUUCCGCCGCAGUCUUGCCCUCCUGGCCGCUGUGGCCCUGCUGUUCUUCACCCUCCGCCACGGCUUCGCGCCCCAGUACCUCGGCCGGUCCAGCGCCCCGUCCAUCGACAGCCAUGGCCACUUCUGGCUGCACUUCCACCGCAUCCUCAAGGCCGCCGCCCCCGACUGCAAGUCGCCCAGGAGGAUCGAGGACCACCCCAAGGCCAUCGGCUUCCGCCCCGACGCCACCAGCAACGUCACCCUGCCGCAGCAUAUCGUCGUCGACAAAGAGGAUCUCGAGAAGCUGACCAACGCCCACGAGCGCCUGAUGACCUUGCUGUCCGCCCCCUCCAGCCCCAAGCUGGCCUAUCACCCUCGCUCCAAGGGCAUCGUCACCACCGCCGGCGGCUCCUUUCUCCCCGUCGUCGUCACCUCCCUGCAUAUGCUGCGCCAGACCGGCUCGACCUUGCCGCUGGAGAUCUUCAUCGCCGACCCCAGCGAGCAUGAUGCCUACAUCUGCGACUCCCUGCUCCCGACCCUGAAUGCGAGGUGCAUCACCCUGUCCGAUAUCCUGGCCUACUCGCCCCUGGCCGCCGGCCUGAAGAAGUACCAGUUCAAGAUCUUUGCCCUGCUCUUCUCCUCCUUCGAGGACGUGCUGUUUCUCGAUGCCGACGCCUUCCCCAUCCGCGAUCCCACCCCGCUCUUCUCCUCCGAGCCCUUCGCCUCGCACGGCCUGGUGACCUGGCCCGACUUCUGGCAGGUCACCUACCACCCGGCCUUCUUCAACAUCACCGCCCAAGACCUCCCCACCGGCUUCGAUUACGCCUCCACCGAAUCCGGCCAGCUCCUCGUCUCCAAGAAGUCGCACGGCAAGAUGCUGCUGCUCUCCGCCUACUACAAUUUCUACGGCCCUUCGCACUACUACCCCCUCCUCUCCCAGGGCCACCCGGGCGAGGGCGACAAGGAAACAUUCAUCCCGCCCGCGCGCAUCCUCAACCUCCCUUUCUACCCCGUCUCCACGGGCCCCGCCGUGCUCGGCUACCGCAAGCACGACGGCCAGUGGGAAGGCGGCGUGAUCAUGCAGGCCAGCCCGACCUGGGACUUCAAGCAGCCCAAGGGCCACUUCGCCGGCUGGCGCGACAAGCCGCGCGCGCCGCCCGAGUCGUUCCUCACCUGCCACGCCAACCUCCCGAAACUCGAGCCGAUCGGUGUCUUUGGCGACAAGGGUCUGGCCUGGUCCAAGGACCGCCGGCCCCAGCGCAUGUGGGGCUCCGCCCGGGACAUCGCCAAUCAGGUCGGCCACGACAUGGAGCGGCAUCUGUGGAUCGCCUUGGGCGCUACCGCCUGCGACCUCGAGGGCCAGUUCAAGCCGUGGCAGGGCAAGCCGAAAUUGUGCGCGACAAUUAAGAAAUUCAUCGUCGAUAUGGAGGGCCAGUGA